This is a messenger RNA of Strongylocentrotus purpuratus (purple sea urchin), 3499 nucleotides long. It is a transcript of the gene anapc5, whose product is annotated as anaphase-promoting complex subunit 5. Gene Ontology annotation, biological process: positive regulation of mitotic metaphase/anaphase transition; anaphase-promoting complex-dependent catabolic process; protein K11-linked ubiquitination. Bases 276 to 2606 code for a protein of 776 amino acids. Gene Ontology annotation, cellular component: anaphase-promoting complex. The record is from RefSeq and is a predicted model, not a curated record. The transcript has 17 exons. Lineage: Eukaryota; Metazoa; Echinodermata; Echinoidea; Camarodonta; Strongylocentrotidae.
AAUGAAUAUAUAAAUGCAUAAAUCGAUCAUAUAAUUCAUUUAUUCACUUUGUUAUGAAGAAAUAGACACACUAGUUUUAGGGAAUAAAAACGAAAUUUAAAAAAAAAUCACUAAAGAUAUUUAUAUCGGCCACGCAGGAGCUGUAAGCAGCUUGGGUUGUUGGAAGAUUUAGUUUGCAAUUUCAAUCUUGAAACUCCACUGAUUUCCGCGGAUUUUACGAAAUUUGUAACAUUUGAUAUUGUGUUUCAUCAUUGAAAACUGUGCUUUUUGCAAAAAUGGUGACCCCACACAAGAUUUCACUUCUGAUUUUGAUUUAUGAAUAUUCGAAUUAUGGGAAAUCGGCUAAACUGUCUGGAAGGAAAAAGUGGAAUCCCCGGGUCUCGCGUAAUUUUGCAAGGUCUGUGCUGGAAUGGAUUCAGGGGUCUGACAUGGAAUAUGAUGAGUUUAUUACCAAGAUAAGGGACAUUCAUCCAGAGUUGGAAACAGCCUUCAAAGAAUGCUUGCGAGAGACCACAACUAGCAGCCUUUCAUCGAUGGAUGAAUUCUUCUCCUCACUCAACAAGCUUCUAGACAGCUCCAACGGGGAAGCGCCAGUCCAUAGACAAAGCAUCAUAGGCAUGUUCCUGCGUCGUAUGGUGCUGACGUAUGACAAGCUGUCCUUCAGUCAAACCAUGCGGCUCUACUCCUCCCUCCAGAAAUACACCACCAGCGACGCCCCCUCCCUGGAGGAGUCUACCGCCACCACCAUGGGACAAGGAGGGGACGGGAGCACCGUGGACAGCUUGGAAGACGGUAUCAGUGAGGUAGACAUGGACGUGAGCAUGGAGACGGACGGCACGCAGAUGACAAGGAGAGAGCUGGAAGGGACCGGUUUCGGCAAUCCCCAUGAAUCACAUAUUAACCUUCCAUCUGAGAAGACCUACACCCAUCGGCAAGCGGAACAUUUCAUCACUCAACAAGCCAACUUUCUACAGAACGACGAGUCCAAGGCACUACCCCCUGAUGUUCUUCAGAAACAGAUCAAUGAACUUGCUCUCAAAAACCCUGAUCUUGCAGAAACGUAUUAUCUAUCCUACCUCAACUGUCUCCGGAUCAAAGAGUUUUGCGGUGCCGUUCACAACCUCCACUGCUACUUUGAUCACAUGAUGCCCCAGGUCAAAGGUGACUCCAACAGCAACAACAACGAUCAGGAGCAAGUGCGGCAGAACUUCCGUUAUGCUGCCCUCAAUCUUGCGGGGCUGCACUGCCGACUCGGUCACAAAGAGGAGGCCAUGUUGGUUCUAAAGGAGGCCAUACGUGUGGCUCACCAAGCUAAUGAUAACGUAUGUCUCCAGCAUGCACUGGGUUGGUUGUAUCGACUGGAGCAGAAGCAAGGCCUGGACGUAUCUGAUAUCCUAGAUCAUUCCAUCGCCAAGUCAGCUGAACUCCAUCUUCCUUACCUGACGUGCCUAGACAUGCAAAACCAUACAAAGAAUCAAGCUCUACAUGGUGUCGAGCCCUCAAGUGUAUUUUACUUCCUGGCUCGGACAGAUGCAGUCAACUGCCAGCACAACCAGCCCCAACUGGUUUCAACCAGUUUAGCCCAGCAAUCAGCUCUCUGGUUCAUGUAUGGACACAGAAUCAUGUCAUCUCUGAGUGACCAGCUCCUGCUGAACAUGUUCUCCACCCGGAGCCCCAACAACAGCGUUGCUGUGGACAGUGAGUCCUUCUGCCUAGCGGUCUGCAACCAGGCGAGGCAGCAGGCCGAUAGAGGGCAGUUCUCCAUAGCCACAGAUAUCCUCAAGUUUGCUAAGACCAGGUUUCCUCCAAUGACAUCUCAUGCCAAGAUAUGGCAGCAUUGUGAACAUGAGAUUGCAUUCCAGAGGGCGCUAUUUCACAUGGACUGGGCAUCGGCACAAGAGGCUAUCAAUAAUCUUGCUGCAAUAGACGAUGUAGCGUUGGAUCUUAGAAGAGCAGUCCUUCAGGUGUGUAAAGGAGAACGCACCCAGGCUCUGGAAAAGCUUCGCCUCCUCAUCACAAAAUGCAAGGAGAAGAAGGAUGGGUUCACACCAGAAAUUCAUGCAAGAUCUCUGUUGGUCGUGUCCCAAAUCCACAUCCUAUCAGAGGAAACCAUCAAGAGUAUCAGCAACCUCCAAGAAGCCUGGUCCAUCUGCCAUCAUCAUCAUCUCACGUACCUUGCUGCCAUGGCAACGGCUCAUCUUGCCCAAACACAGAUUUUGAUGUCCAUGCCUAACCAUGCCCUGGUCCUGCUAAACAGCAUCCUACCAACCAUCUUGACCAGUGGGUCUCUCUAUGACCGAUGGUGUGUCCAGUUCCUACUGGCCAGAUGCCAAUGCCACAUAGCAUGUGAUGGCAACCAGGAACCAACCCAGAGAAAAACUUUAUUGUUGUCGGCUGUCCAGCUUUUGAAUCAGGUCUCGGAGGGCUUCAAAACUCUAGGAGUGGAGUACAAGAUCAAGGACAUUGCAUACCUUCAGGCUCACAUCUACAAUGAACUAGGCUACACGGCUGAGAGAAACAAGAGCGCCCUCCUCUUCAGAGACUUGGACCAGCAGUACUCCAUCUUCCAAAUACCUCCCUUCCAGAUCCUCUGGCCAGUUAUUUAAAGCCCCACUGGACUACUUGUAGCUCCCUCUAUAUAGAAAACAUUGCCCAAUCGGUGACCAUUGGUCCCCCAUGAUCCUCUUUUUCUUAUGUCAAUUGAGAGCUGAGUUGAUGAGAUAGCCACCUGGCAAUGACCUUCCUGGGUGGUCUAAUCCCUCCUAGCCAAACUAGUACAGACAGCCUUUAACCUGAAAGGUAUGAAAAACUGGUCAAUGAGAAUACAUGGAAGUGUCAAGGAUUAGUGGUUCAAUCGCUUGUCUCUCAAUCCAAGGGUGAGAGGUUUGAAUCUCAGCACAGUACUGAGGUCCUUUGACGAGACUUUGAUCCACAUGUGCCACUCUCCACCCAGGUGUUAAUGGGAACCUGUCAAUUGCUGGGGUAAUGAUAAUUGCAGGGCCCUCAGGAGGAGUAGCAUUGAAGCUGACGAGGCUUCCCUCAAACCCUGGGUAAACACUAUUUCUUAGCAGGGGGGUGCACAAAUGAAACUUCAAACAUUUCAAAUGACAACUUGGGAGGAGCAUGAACUGAUGAUCGUGAAGUCCCUUGCAGCCUCCGUGUAGCUGUGGGGUUCUUAGAUGCACUUUGAUGCAAACUGAGCUAUCAUAUUUUGAUUUAUUUUCAACGAAAUAUAAUGGCUAUAUACCGGUAUCUCGUAAAUAAAUAAUUUUGUAGAGAUUAUUAAUCUGAUUUUCAAAGCUGUAUCAAAAUUCAAACCUGUCACAGGUACGCCCCCAUUGGACCGCUCUGUGCAAUUUUUUUUGGUCAGCAAAGAGUUUUGAAAUGACAUUUUAUGGAGUUAAAUGUAACAUUUACUACAGAUGAAACACUCCAGGCAGGUUCAAAGCUAAUUUCUCUUGAUUUGUAGUUCAUUUACAUGAGUUACCAUCAUCUUGUU